GCACCGGGGUGAAUCGGGCCGUGCUCCGUGAAACGUGCCCACGGCGGGGCUGUGGGAAAGUGCGGGGGAGAGGGCACCCAAACAUUGUCAUGUUAAUGUCGGUGGGUGGAGAGGUGUCAGGGUCUCUGGGCUACGGUGCCUAAAAGGCAUUUGAGGCCAGAGAACAGUGCUUAGUCAUUUCCACGCAAGGCCCCGAGUUUUGCAUCUUUUCUCCGUCCGUUCAUGGAUCACAUCCCUGGCUGUUGAUAGCCCGCUAAAACAGUUUUGUACAGGAGUUUUCUUGAUUAGAGGGCGGAACGGGGCCCUGGAGAGAGAUCAAAAAGAGAUCCCCAAGUCUUGUGGUGUGAAGCUCGAGCUCAGUCGGUGGAGAGAUGACCGCCUCAAGCACGCAGGGAAACGACAAGAACUCGAGCGCCAAAGAGGAGCGAAAACUCAGGAAGCCGCUCAUAGAGAAAAAGAGGCGGGAGCGGAUCAACUGUAGUUUGGAGCAACUGAAGGAGAUUAUGGUUGAUGCUUACAACCUGGAUCAAUCGAAGCUGGAGAAGGCAGAUGUGUUGGAGAUCACAGUGCAGCACAUGGAAGGCCUACAGAAGGGAAACAGAACAGGCAGCCCAGCAGGGCCAGGUGAGGGCUCCGGGUUCGAGGCCCGUCAGCGCUACAGCACGGGCUACAUCCAGUGCAUGCACGAGGUCCACAACCUGCUACUCAGCUGCCCCGGCCUGGACAAGAGCCAGGGAGCCCGCCUGCUCAACCAUCUGCUGGGAUCCCUGCCCCAUGUCGACGCCGGUGGAGCCGGGAGGACCGGGAAGAGGAGCGGAAGCCCUGGUAAGGUGUCGAUUAGCGACGGCGGCGGCGGCGGCGGCAGUGCUGUUUCUUCCGUGAGCCCUCUUUCCUGUUCUGGUUCUGGUCCAGGUACCCCUCCCUGCUCCCCCCUCUCGCUCCCUGCCCCUUUCAGGCCCCGUCGUCACGGUUUAAGCUUCAUAGACAUCUAG
Hypomesus transpacificus is the source of this 992-nucleotide messenger RNA. RefSeq names its product hairy-related 8a (gene her8a). Gene Ontology annotation, molecular function: DNA-binding transcription factor activity, RNA polymerase II-specific; protein dimerization activity; RNA polymerase II cis-regulatory region sequence-specific DNA binding. Lineage: Eukaryota; Metazoa; Chordata; Actinopteri; Osmeriformes; Osmeridae. The record is from RefSeq and is a predicted model, not a curated record. Gene Ontology annotation, cellular component: nucleus. The coding region runs from base 372 to 992 and encodes 206 amino acids. Gene Ontology annotation, biological process: regulation of transcription by RNA polymerase II; regulation of neurogenesis; anterior/posterior pattern specification. The transcript is spliced from 5 exons.